AUACGACAACCGUCAAAUGUUUUCCUGGUGAAAAUUCCUUCCCACCUCUCAGAGUACGGAGUACGAAGAUUGAUUAGUCUAUAAAUAUUGACCUGAUUGAAAAAGUAAUAGAUUGCAGGUAUCGACUAUAGGUGCAUAACAUAGUUUAGAGUAUGGCAGAUAAACCGGAAGAAAAUAAGAAACCGGAAGAAAGUAAGAAACCGGCAAAGGCAAAAGAACCUGAAGAUGAUGAAUUUGCAAAUCUGAAAGAUUUGGAUAUCGACAGAGGGCAACUGAAAAUGUUGAAGGAAAUCUUCAAUGCUUUCGACUUGGAAAAAUCUGGAAAUAUUGGAGUAGAAAUGAUAGGACAAAUUUUGGAUAUGUUGGGUCAACAACUCAGUUUAGAUGAAUUGCAGGCAAUCGUCAGGGAAAUUGAUGCCGAUGGUAAUGGUGUUAUGAGUUUCGAAGAGUUCGCACACCUUGCUGCAAGAUUUCUCAUUGAAGAAGAAGAGGAUACAGAGGCCAUUCUCAGAGAGCUCAAAGACGCCUUCAGGUUGUACGACAAACAAGGUUUGGGCUAUAUUGGCGUUGACCUACUUCGGGAAAUCCUCAAAGAAUUGGAUGAUAAAAUUACUCCCAAGGAUUUGGAUCAAAUGAUAGAAGAGAUAGAUACUGAUGGAUCGGGAACAGUCGAUUGGGAAGAAUUCAAAGCUAUGAUGAUAGGAUGAAUAGGACUAGAAUACGAACCAAAUAUUACUGAUACUUAUAAAUAUUAUUCGAAAUGUGAGCAUCUGUUCGAUGUGAAGACUUGGGAAUUUUGCCAAGCUUUUAUUAUUUAUGAUGAACUAACUUCAAAGCUUUAUAUUGGCAGGAAUAUAUGUAAUCACAAUCAUUAAUUUACCCUGAAUUAUUGAUGAUGUUCAUUUAUCAAUAAAGUUUGAUUUAUCAACGGUCCCCAUA
Molecule: messenger RNA, 939 nt
Organism: Coccinella septempunctata (seven-spotted ladybird)
Lineage: Eukaryota; Metazoa; Arthropoda; Insecta; Coleoptera; Coccinellidae
Product: troponin C, isoallergen Bla g 6.0101-like
Exons: 5
Coding region: 153-707 (184 amino acids)
Molecular function (GO): enzyme regulator activity; calcium ion binding
Source: RefSeq, a predicted model, not a curated record